CUCCUCACUCCUCACAUUCCUCAAACCAGCAAGUGUAGAUCAUACGGCUCAAAAUGUCAAUCGUCAACAAGUCUGCUCUCCUCUUCCUCGUCGCCUUGGUAGUGCUUGGCCUUAUCAGUCAGAGUGCUGAUGCUGUCACGAUCCCUGCCUGGUGCACCUGCAGCAACGACAGCACCAAGACCCAGGGUUCCUGCAACUACGCCGGGGCUAACUGGGAUGGCGGCUCUUGCGGCCUUGACUCUCUGUCCAAGUAUAAUGUAUUCUUGCAGGUCUGUGCUACUACUCUUCACGGCCAGUACAGGUGCUGGCACUAGGUCACACAAAAUGACGGGAGAUCAUCCGCGUCCUCAAUCGAUCCGUUUAUUGAUUGAUUGAUUGAUACUCGGACAUACCCGCCCUCCACAUUUAACGAUGCGAUGACAUCUGUCCGUCUACCAUCAGAAUAAAGCCCAACAUUCACUUCAUUCGCGAGCGCUGCAUUCGAAGGAACAACGUCCC
This is a messenger RNA of Gamsiella multidivaricata, 498 nucleotides long. RefSeq lists its product as uncharacterized. The coding region runs from base 54 to 314 and encodes 86 amino acids. The transcript has 2 exons. NCBI's taxonomy places the organism in Eukaryota, Fungi, Mortierellomycota, Mortierellomycetes, Mortierellales, Mortierellaceae. The record is from RefSeq and is a predicted model, not a curated record.